Molecule: messenger RNA, 5071 nt
Organism: Trichomycterus rosablanca
Lineage: Eukaryota; Metazoa; Chordata; Actinopteri; Siluriformes; Trichomycteridae
Gene: slc16a9b
Product: solute carrier family 16 member 9b
Exons: 6
Coding region: 1678-3147 (489 amino acids)
Biological process (GO): transmembrane transport
Cellular component (GO): membrane
Molecular function (GO): monocarboxylic acid transmembrane transporter activity
Source: RefSeq, a predicted model, not a curated record
UAUCGAGUAAGCUAGUGCGGUUCCGGACGCUGACCUGGCAUGAAACGGCUCAUGAAGAACCGGUUUGGACCAGAACAGGGAGCAGAUGUAGGGCUAGAUAAUGGAGCUAAUAAUAAUAAUAAUGACACAGAGAGAUGUCAGCAUGACCGUGGGGUGAUCCUGUGUGCUACUGUACAACAAAACAAAGAGACGUAGAUGUUUAUCUGAUCCACACUAUGAGAGAAAUAGAAAGGCUGGAGUACUGUACUGUAUGUGUGGUGUUUCUAACCCGCAGCAGGUGAUGGUGCUGCCUGCCAUUUUUGAUACAGCUUUUCCUGUUGCGUGGCAGACAGUUUUACUAACUCACGCUAACAAACGCCAAAUAAACACAACAAUUAGAUUAGAUCGGUGUGUAUUAAAGAUGGUAUGAAGUGUGCGAGGUUUUCAUUUCUGUUGUGAGUAGAAACACUUAAGGAUGGGGAAGUUACAAAGCAUCGAAAUGUGAGCAGACCAGCGGGAACAGCUUCAAACCGGUUUCAGAGCCGCAGCAACAAAAGCACCCGAGCACCCAGUCUGAACUCUCACACACACUCUCACACACACUCUCACACACCGCGGACAGCUGACAUGACUCUGCUCGAACACUCUUCUACCUCUGAUAAUAAUAGAUAGACAAUAGUUUUCUAUUGUCAUUUAUUUAGAACGUCAUGAUAUCAAAGUCUGAUCAUACUGCGGUCCAGAGAUCCACAUCAGCAGCAUCAUAGCGCGCAAACGUUCCUGCAACCGGCUGCCCGUGUCUGGGUAAGAAAGUCUUCAUUUCCUCCAACUUUCCCAUCUAGAACAUUCACCUAACAUCUGAUCUUAUCCAGGUUACCUACAGUGACCUUCAUUCUGUGUUCUACACGCUUUGUCAUGUUAAGUACCAUUUAUAAUGACCAGGCUCAUGUACAGUAUGUAGUUCAUAUGUAAUUAUAUAGCAGAUUAUUUAGUAUUUACUUUCAUUUCCAGUUAACAAACAUGCGUAUCAAGUACAUUCCUUCUAGAUAACAUUCCAAAUGGGUUCUACUGUGUUUAAUAAUUUGAAAAAAACAAAAAGCUUCAUUCCAUCCAAUUCCAAGUGGACAAUUCACUUAGAAGAAACUUACCUUCUCUUAAAUUCCAGAUUUCCAGAUAGCACAAUGUAUGGGUUCUACGUAUAUCAAACCUUUUAUUAUCGUGGUUUCCAAAUAAAGCAAACUAAUUAACAAAGAACCUCAAAAUUAAAUAAAAACUUGUGGGUGCUUGUAGAAUGCCAAGUAGCCCCACAUUCCCCAUGCACCAACUUACAUUUUUUUAAGUUUUCAAUAAACCUUUAUGGGUCGAACCAAAUAGAUGUCUAGAUCUUCAAAUGUGGACUGCAUACAUGAGUUGAGUUCAGUUCUUUUUGGAAUUGUAAAUUCCAGCAACAACUUACCAGUAUAUGGGUUUCCCCACAAAGGCAAACCAAACAGCUGGCUAUAGACUCUUUAAAUCUUAUAUUUACACUCUAAAGUUCAACUUAAGGCUCUACGGAGGUUUUUUUUCCCAGAUGAACACAGAUGAUGCUUGCUGGACAACAACUGGCUUCUUACUCCCUAUGCCAGUGAAAUCUUAGAAGAAAAGAAUCCAGUUAAUGGUUCUUUAUUUUGUCCCUCUGGGGGGAGAGCCCAGAAUUUAACCAUGAGUCUCCAAAGCUCCAGGAAAGCCGUGGAUGGCGGAUGGGGCUGGGCUAUUGUGGUGGCCUCGUUCAUGGCCCAGCUUCUGGCUUACGGCUCCCCCCAGUCGGUGGGAGUGCUCUACCCCGAGUGGCUCAGCGCCUUCCAGGAAAGCAAGGGGAUGACUGCAUGGGUGGGCUCGCUCGUCUCUGGGAUUGGUCUGAUUGCCAGUCCCAUAUGCAGUGCCUGCGUGGUGAACUUUGGCGCUAGACCUGUGACCAUCUUCAGUGGAGUGAUGAUCUCCGGAGGCCUCAUGCUCAGCGCCUUCGCCCCCAGUGUCCAUUUCCUCAUGUUUUCCUACGGCAUAGUUGUUGGACUAGGCUGUGGACUUCUUUAUGCUGCUACUGUGACAAUCACCUGCCAGUACUUUGACAAGAGACGUGGCCUCGCUCUUGGAAUCGUUACAACAGGCACGAGCUUGGGAGGAUUUCUUUUCGCCACGGCGCAGAACGAAUUAAUCGAGCUUUUUGGUCUCGAUGGUUGCCUGCUGCUGAUCGGAUCGUUUGCGCUAAACAUAGUCGCCUGCGGUGGACUGAUGAGGCCGCUACACUUACCGGCUUACUACCUCAAACAGAGAGCGGCGCUGGUGGAGAGAGCCGAGGAGAAACGCCACGAGAGGCCCCAGAUCCUGGACGGCUCGGGCAAAAAGAACCUGCCCGUCACCAACCUGCUGAUCUCAGUUGACGCCAAGGACCCUUUAAGUGCUGAAAAGGAGCUGUUGAUCUGCUCAGCUUUGGUCCAGCUGAUCAAAGAGAAGCAGAAGGCCUACAUGGACUACUUGCACUCGACAGCUGAGCAAAUGAGGGACAGGGUCUUCAUGGCUAUGUGCUUCGCUUUGUUCUUUUACAGCCUGGGCGCAUUUUCUCCGCUGCUCUUCCUGGAGGACGUGGCCCAAAGCGAGGGCCUGAUCCAAGGCAUUAGUACCAUCCCCCUGGUCUCCAUUUAUGCCAUCGCAGGAGGGGUAGGAAAGCUGCUGCUAGGAAUGGUGACGGACAUCCGCUGGAUGAACAGUGUUUUUCUUUACAGUUUCACUCUGGUGGGCAGCGGCGUGGCGCUGCUGCUCAUCCCGGUCACCAAGAGCUACGUGGGACUUCAGGUCAUGUCAGUAUUUCUGGGCUUCUUUUCAGGGAACUGGUCGAUCACGCCCUACAUGACCACCAAGGUGGUGGGGAUGGAGCGGCUCACUGAGGCCUACGGCAUCCUGAUGUUCUUCGGUGGGUUCGGGAUCAUGCUGGGACCUCCGGUUGUAGGCUGGUUCUAUGACUGGAUGCAGUCCUACGACGUGGCCUUCUACUUCAGCGGGAUCUGUGUGCUCCUGGGUGGGGUGCAGCUCCUACUCUCUGCCCUGUCCUGCUGGGACAAAAAACGCGACUUACCUGCCACACCGGACGCCGAGUGCAAUCGCGACCGUGACAUCGUGGCCGCUGUAGCUUAAAGAAAGAACUUCAUCUGUCAGUCGCUCGCAUUUCCGAGAUCUCACCUGAACCCGGGUUUGAUUGUUUUUUUAACGAUACGUUCUGCCUUAUUAAGGAAGCGUUCGUGUGACCACUCGACUCGUUCUCGAGCCUCGUUUUAUCAGGCUUCAGUGCGCGAGGGCAAGUUUUAGAAUGCCAUUUUAUAUAAAUAUGCAACACUACAACAGGGGAAGUCAGAGCUUAAUCCACAUUUCACAACUUCACACUAAAAGUAAGAUGCACCUAACAAUUAAGGAAAUAUUAUCGAUAUAUAGAGUUUGUUUGGGUGUAGCGGAGACCGAGGCUGUUUUUCCGAACCCGGAUUAUGGGAUGUACUGUGAUGGCAAGAGUAAACAGUCUACGAUGUAAUCAAAAUUAAGAAGUACGUUCAUGUGAGUGUAUUACCGGGGUGCAUGAAUUACUACUAUAUGAAGGCGCCUUGAUUCAGCUGCAUGCUAAUCUCACACUAAUACUGAAAACCUGGUGAGCUGCCUCAGUAGAGGAUUCUAAUAACACGUGGAACUCAUAAGGCAGAUUAUUUAGACGCUCUACACAACCCGUUAGCACGCCAACUAACGCUUACACUGCCCCUGGCGAGCCUGAAUAGACAAAGAAACGACACUUGUAUAAUUACACCUUUAUACACAUUAAAAAUCAACGAGAAUUUGUUUACAUUUAAAAAAGCACUCCGUUGGUUGCUCUGCAUGUCAUUUAUCCACCACGUUUGUCAGUUUCCGUGAGGUAAGUCGGGAUUGCCCUCAGCGCUGAGGAAUCACCGGACGCUCCCUCGUCAUUCAGUCAGAUCAUCACUCAGAAUGAAGGCGCCUCAGUAGGAGCAUUUUAAAGGAUCUAAGGAUUGAGACACGCCCUCUUCUCGGGAGCGUAGGAUGACUAGGGCUGCGUCCGGAAUCGCAUACUUAGAGAGUACGUACUAGAUUGGAGGAAGUAUGCACUACUCUGCAGGUAAAAAAGUACAUACUUCCAGUACAGAAGUAUGCAGUAUGCACACAACACCGCUACGCACUACAUCCGCCAUCUUUCCAACGUCAAGUGAUGACGUGGGACGUGAUGACGUAAUAUCACCAUGGUUACAGACUCAUUACAAACCCCACUCGCCAAACUUUUGGAUAUUUAUCGUGUUUUUGUUAUUAAUUCGUCUUUAAAAUGUUUUAUUUUAUUUAUCUUACUUACACUUGUAAACAGAGGACCGCUAUCUUUCUUGUUUCUUAUUACGCUUCGAACGCCUACGCAGCUCCAGUUGCAUUAUGGGAUACAUUAACGGACCGCAAGUGUGCAUCGCUUGCAUACUCAAACAUGGCUGCCCAAUAAGUAGGUCAUCCGGGUACUUCUCGCGUACCUCUUUGUGUAUAAUAUGUAUUCGGACAUACUAACCGCUCUCGCGUACUCAUUUCGCGUACUAUUGAGUAUGGAAGUAUGCGAUUCCGGACGCAGCCGUGGUUUUCAGAUGAACCCAUAGAGCGCACUAGGUAUACAGGCGAACUCAUUUGUAAAGGCAAAAUUUCGUUUUGGCCUCGAUUUUGAGUCGAUGUGUUCGGUGUGCAGGAGCGUCGGAUGUUUUAAAGCAAUACGCUGUAAAAUGAUGUUAUUUUUACUUGCACUGACUGAUCGACUUGCACAGUGUUGAAAUUUGUAUUUGUUCGUUUCCUUCUGUAAAGAAAAUCUUUCGUUACUUGAAUUAUGUAUUUGGUAUUUGUGAUGAUAUUAUAAACGCUAAUCGACGGCGUGCUUUUGUUUUAGCGCUGUCCCGUGUGAAGGACCCCUGUGUUGUCUUGAACCGUGAUGCCACCCGGUCGUAUUUAUGUAUUAUGUACGUUUCUUACCAGAUCGUUUUCAUGUCAACAAAUUGUUGUUGUUCUUUUAAUAGAAAAUAAAAAAUUGAACCAA